AUGGCAUCACAGGGGAUUGUCAAAAUAUUUGUGGUUGGGGGCACUGGUGCCCAGGGUAUAUCAGUCAUCUCAGGCCUAGUGCGCGACAAAAAGUAUCAGGCUAGGGUACUCACACGCAAUAGCACAUCACCACGUGCUAGGCAGCUGGAAUCACUUGGAAACGUCGAGUUUAUCGAGGGCUCAUUCGCCAGUGAAUACGAUCUUCGCAGGGGGUACCGCGGAUGCGAUGGCGCAUUUAUCAACAUAGAUGGAUUUAACUGUGGCGAGAAAACCGAGACAUACUGGGCAAUACGCGCCUAUGAGCUCGCCAUUGAAGAAGGCAUAAAAUUCUUUGUCUAUGGGAACCUGGACUACGGCUACAAGAAGAGUGGAUACGACCCGAAAUACCUCUGUGGACACUAUGACGGGAAAGGACGCAUCGCAGAGUGGGUGCUUUUCCAAAACCAAUUCAAUCAGGGGCGGAUGAGGGCCGCUGUUUUCACAAGCGGUCCAUAUAUCGAAAUGACGAUUGCGAUCGGGACCCCUAUGUCUCCAACGGUGGAAGACGGGAUUGUUACAUGGCGGGUGCCAUUAGGUUCCGGCGCCAUACCACAUGUGUCUCUUGACGAUUGCGGGUAUUAUGUUCGAUGGAUGUUUGACAACCCCGACAGAGCAAAUGGAUUGGACCUGGAAGUUGCGAUUGAGCACGUACACUACGAGGACCUAGCUCGUGCUUUUGAGGCAGUCACAGGCCAUCCAGCGCGGUUUAUUGACGAAGAUCUGGACAACUACUGGGCCAGAGGACCUUUGAGCAUGGCGGCAGAGCUGGGGGGAGGGUAUAACUCCGAUCCUAGUGACCCGGCUUUCAUGACGGUCCGGGAGAAUUUCACUGGGUUUUGGAAUCUGUGGAGGGACUCGGGUAAGAAUCAGGGGAUCAUCAAGAGGGACUAUAAGCUGCUUGAUGAGAUACACCCAAACAGAAUCAGGACUGCUGAGCAAUGGUUUCGUGUGGCAAACGAGCAAGGAUUAAAGGACGGUGGGGUCACUCUAUGGGAAAGAGUGCAGCCAGGGAAUAUGAGGCCAAUCUUGAAAUUAGCUGAAGACGGAAUGAAGGGGUCACUCUGA
This is a messenger RNA of Aspergillus pseudoviridinutans, 1104 nucleotides long. RefSeq lists its product as uncharacterized. NCBI's taxonomy places the organism in Eukaryota, Fungi, Ascomycota, Eurotiomycetes, Eurotiales, Aspergillaceae. The record is from RefSeq and is a predicted model, not a curated record. The transcript has a single exon. The coding region runs from base 1 to 1104 and encodes 367 amino acids.